AAUGGCGAAGAAAGUGUUGAUUGUGUACGCCCAUCAGAGCUCUGGCUCAUUCAGCGCUGCAGCCAAAGAUGCUGCAGUAGAAGUUCUAACUGCUCAGGGGUGCACGGUGGAAGUAUCUGACCUGUAUGCUAUGAAGUUUAAAGCCACUGCUACUGCUGAAGACAUCACUGGGGAACCUAAGAAUGCGGAACACUUUCGUUACGCAGAGGAGACAAAACUGGCGUGGGAGGAAGGGAAACUGUCUGCUGACAUCACUGAAGAACAACGUAAAGUCACUGAAGCAGACCUAAUCAUCUUUCAGUUCCCCAUGUACUGGUUCUCUCUUCCUGCAAUCCUGAAGGGCUGGUUUGACCGGGUACUCACUCUUGGCUUUGCCUAUUCGCAUGAUAAGCGAUAUAGCCAUGGAAUCUUCAAGGACAAGAAAACUGUGUUGUCCUUCACCACUGGUUCUCAUGAGUCCAUGUUCAGUGCAACUGGCAUCAAUGGAGACAUGAAUGUCACACUGUGGCCACUGCAGAACGGUAUUCUGCACUACUGUGGCUUCCAGGUUCUGGCCCCUCAGAUCUUCUGGGCUCCAUCUCACGUUGCCUCUCAGGCCCGCAGCACCAUGCUGGAGGAAUGGCGUAAACGGCUGCCUGGUCUCCUGGGAGAAGAGCCACUUACCUUUACUCCCAUGGACUGCUUUGACGUGGAGAAGGGUUUCCAGCUGAAGCCUGAGGUCCAUGAGAAAAAUGCCACCAAGGAGUUUGGACUUACAGUGGGGAUCCACCUGGGAAAACGACUGCCACCAAACAACCAGAUGAAAUGUGGAGUCUGA
Molecule: messenger RNA, 817 nt
Organism: Seriola dumerili (greater amberjack)
Lineage: Eukaryota; Metazoa; Chordata; Actinopteri; Carangiformes; Carangidae
Product: NAD(P)H dehydrogenase [quinone] 1-like
Exons: 6
Coding region: 2-817 (271 amino acids)
Cellular component (GO): cytosol
Molecular function (GO): NAD(P)H dehydrogenase (quinone) activity
Source: RefSeq, a predicted model, not a curated record